AGCCCAUGAAAACAGGAGAGGAGAGAGAAACGAGAGAAGUCAUCAGCUUCACCUGAACAAAGAAGAGGCAAAAGAGGAUACUCAUGGGGCAGGGAGAGGCUUCAGCGCGGGGGACAGUCAUGGAGGGGGACUGUCUCAGCUGCAUUAAGUACCUCAUGUUUGUCUUCAAUUUCCUCAUCUUCCUGGGGGGCUCUUUCCUCCUGGGAGUGGGGGUGUGGGUACUGGUGGACCCAACGGGGUUCAGAGAAAUUGUAGCAGCCAACCCUCUGCUAUUCACCGGUGUCUACAUCAUCCUGGGCAUGGGGGGCAUGCUCUUCCUUCUGGGCUUCCUUGGCUGCUGUGGAGCCAUCCGCGAAAACAAGUGUCUGCUCCUCUUUUUCUUCAUGCUCAUCCUGCUCAUCUUCUUAGCAGAGCUGGCGGCUGCCAUCCUGGCCUUCAUAUUCCGAGAGCAUCUGACCAGACAGUACUUCACCAAGGAGCUGAAGAGACAUUACCAGGGCUACAACAACACUGACGUCUUCACCUCCACAUGGAAUGACAUCAUGACUACAUUUGACUGCUGUGGGGUGAACAGCCCUGAGGAUUUUAAGGACAGCAUGUUCAGGAUGAUCAACCCAAAUCAUAUGGUGCCAGAAGCCUGCUGCCAGCGAGCCAGUCAGCCCGGGGAGUUGGCCUAUAUCAACCAGGAGCAGUGCUUAUCAGGCAAUAUGAUGUUCCGCAAUAAUAAGGGCUGUUACUCUGCUGUAGUGGACUACUUUGAACUGUACAUCUAUGUGGCUGGAGCGCUGGCCAUUGUGGUGCUAACCAUUGAGCUCUUUGCCAUGGUCUUUGCGAUGUGUCUCUUCAGGGGAAUCCAAUAGAGCUGCUCCAGUGAACUUUCUUCUUUUUUUAAGAAAAAGGGAAUUCAGGAGAAAAGAACAAAAUGGACACUUGUAGAUUUGUUGACCCUCUUUUUCUAUUGUCUAAUUGGUGGAAAAAACAAACUCUCAAACUCUUGUACUUCACAGCUGGACUUUUGAGGUACCGGGUGGCAAAAACAACAUGUGCACACACAUACAAACCAUAGAGAACGUGGGAGACAAAACUGAUGUAAAAAGAUGUGUGUAAAGUGGAAACAGUAAUUUUUUUGACCAGGUCUAGCACAGACUGGGUGUAAAGGGGACCAGGUGAAGCCUGGGCAUGAGGACCAGGGGAAGCCUGAGCAGAAGGCACUGCACUGACUUUUGGAUGAAGAAUAUUUAUAUUAAGUGACGUUGGUUUAAUUGUAAAGGAAAUGUCUUUUAUGUACACUUUUGCUGUUACCCUUUACCAGCGCAUACUGUAACACAACACUCCCUCCAUAAGCCUUUUUUUAUAUUUUUACAGCCACUCUUCUUCAAUGCUGUAUUAUAUAAAGUGUGUGUGCGUGUGUGUGUGUGGGUGUGCGUGUGCGUGUGUACAUACUGGAUGCUCUUUUUGAAUGUGUAUGAACUAGUUUGUGAGCAUGUGAGCUUGAGGCUCUUCAUGACCCCUCCCAAGCUUAAAAGCCAACUUUCUGAUUCUUUUUCUAUUUGUAUGGUGAUGUUUAUUGCAGUAGUGGUUAUAAUGUGGUUUUAGGUGGUGAAAUGUAUGUGUAUGCAUUUGUAUUAGAUUCUUGAAAAGUCAAUGACAUAAAUGGCAUUCUAAAUGAC
Molecule: messenger RNA, 1670 nt
Organism: Pseudoliparis swirei
Lineage: Eukaryota; Metazoa; Chordata; Actinopteri; Perciformes; Liparidae
Gene: tspan18b
Product: tetraspanin 18b
Exons: 8
Coding region: 84-860 (258 amino acids)
Cellular component (GO): membrane
Source: RefSeq, a predicted model, not a curated record